This is a messenger RNA of Aspergillus homomorphus CBS 101889, 1064 nucleotides long. RefSeq lists its product as uncharacterized. The coding region runs from base 1 to 1029 and encodes 342 amino acids. The record is from RefSeq and is a predicted model, not a curated record. The transcript has 2 exons. Lineage: Eukaryota; Fungi; Ascomycota; Eurotiomycetes; Eurotiales; Aspergillaceae.
AUGCAACAAACGAACAGCAACAACUGGCUUGAGAUCAAGUCCGGUGAAAGCGGACAGCUUACAAUUCUAGAUCACGGCCGUCUUGAAGGCCUGGUGGCUGAGCUAGUCAAUAGUGGUGACCAGUGCCCAUCUCUAUGCGUCUUUCUUGGAACCAAAUCUAAAGAAGCCUGUCUUCGGCAACUGUAUCCGCACAAUAACAUAAACCGUCGCGCUUCGAACACUAGUGUCAGGUUACGCUGUGAUGUGGCUACACAAAGAAUGCCGCGUCCUGCAUUUUUCGCAGAUGGUGACCUGACAUACAAGCCUUCUUUUUCUUCUUUAGGGAAACAGACUGCCAGACCGGAGCAGCCCAUCACCUGGCAAGCUCACUCUUUUGAAACAGUACUACAAAUCAUAUAUGCUCGCUUACUAUUUCUCUUUACGGAUGUAGUUUGCAUAUUUGCAGCUGAUUUUGCAAGCUAUUCUGACGUGGCUGACUUCCUGAUUUCCAUUCACCGCGCACGUUCGGCUUCAUUACUUCCAGCGUCAAUAAGGCCCCGAGUGGUCAUUGUGCUUGCUACAAAUUUGGUAGACAACAAAAUGGAGGAAACGGAAGUCGAACGGCUUCAAUGUAGGUUGAACAUGUGCGAAACUGGGCCAAUGUCGGCAUCUUUUUCUGCCAUUCACAUGGUCCGAUUAGGACAUCACACGUUGUCGGAUUACUCUCGGUACCAACCUCUGCGAGAUUUGAUUAAGGGGCAAAUACAUGAUAUGCAAAGCGCUCGCGAAGACACUAGGACUCUGCUCAGCGCCAAUCAUCUAGCAGCUCUCUUCUCUCUUGCACUGCGGCACACGGCCGAGGACAUACGACAACCAUUUGACUUUGUGCAAGCAUCUAGAGCCUAUCAUCCCGUUUCUUUAUCUUUAGGCCCUAAUAUAGUGCAUUAUCAGGAGCUUGGUUCUCAGGUGGGGCUCUGCUCCGAAGAGUUAGCGCCCUCGGUCGCGUCCGCUCUCUUGAUGGAUCACUACAUAGAUGGAAUGCUCGAUUAGAUGCCCGCCUCGUCUUCCGAACUCUUUAUCGUCCC